AUGAAUAACCCGGAAAAGAAGAACAUUGAGAUCCAAGGGCCACUAUCCAGACCUACCAUCAUCAGCUCCAUCAUGGCCCCAGUGGAGAACAGGGACACUGUCACAUUGACAUGUCAGGCUACGGGUGUAAUAGUCAUGUACCGGUGGUUCAUAAACCAACGUCACCCAGCUGGUGGCAGGAUAAAUGUGUCCCCGGAUAACAGGACACUCACCAUACACACUGUCACAAGGGAAGACAAAGGACCUUAUGUGUGUGAAGUCAGGAACCCAUUUACUAGCAAUAGGAAUGAUCCAUACACACUGAAUGUUACCUAUGGCCCAGAAACCCCCACAAUUGUGACUACAGCUGAUCAUUACAAUGUAGGGGAACGUAUUAAGUUGAUCUGUUCUGCUGUAUCUAACCCACCUGCCCAAUUCACUUGGAUUCUCAAUGGAAAAAAGUUGAGCAACUCAGCUACAUUCUCUGCUACUGCAAACACGAAUCACACUGGAACCUAUACCUGUCAUACAUCUAACUCAAUUACUGGCUUGAAUAACACCAAAGAAAAGAGUCUUAUUAUCUAUGGGCCAUUAGCCAGACCUAUCAUCAUCAGCUCCAUCAUGGCCCCAGUGGAGAACAGGGACACUGUCACAUUGACAUGUCAAGCUACGGGUGUAAUAGUCACGUACCGGUGGUUUAUAAACCAACGUGACCCAGCUGGUGGCAAGAUAAAUGUGUCCCCGGAUAACAGGACACUCACUAUACACACUGUCACAAGGGAAGACAAAGGACCUUAUGUGUGUGAAGUCAGGAACCCAUUUACUAGCAAUAGGAAUGAUCCAUACACACUGAAUGUUACCUAUGGCCCAGAAACCCCCAUGAUUACUCCUAUUGUUGGUCACUACAAUGUAGGGGACCAUAUUAAGUUGAUCUGUUCUGCUGUAUCUAACCCACCUGCCCAAUUCACUUGGAUUCUCAAUGGAAAAAUGUUGAGCAACUCAGCUACAUUCUCUGCUACUGCGAACAUGAAUCACGCUGGAACCUAUACCUGUCAUACAUCUAACUCAAUUACUGGCUUGAAUAACACCAAAGAAAAGAGUCUUAUUAUCUAUGGGCCACUCUCCAAACCUAUCAUCAUCAGCUCCAACAUGGUUCCAGUGGAGAACAAGGACAGUUUCUCAUUGACUUGCCAGGCUACAGGUGUAAUAGUCACGUACCGGUGGUUCAUAGACCAACGUGCCCCAUCUGGUGACAUGAUAAAUGUGUCCCCGGAUAACAGGACACUCACUAUACGCAGUAUGCCAAGGGAAGACAAAAGACCCUUUGUGUGUGAAACCGAGAACCCAUUUAAGCGAGAUAGAAGUGAUCCAUUCAUAGUGAAUGUUACUUGUGAGUAA
Molecule: messenger RNA, 1377 nt
Organism: Gracilinanus agilis (Agile Gracile Mouse Opossum)
Lineage: Eukaryota; Metazoa; Chordata; Mammalia; Didelphimorphia; Didelphidae
Product: carcinoembryonic antigen-related cell adhesion molecule 5-like
Exons: 6
Coding region: 1-1377 (458 amino acids)
Source: RefSeq, a predicted model, not a curated record